CAACCCUCUUCACUGUAAGUACUUGUAGAGGUACAUGAUUUGCUCCCGAAAACACCAUCUCAGGUCCUUGAGGCAGAUGUGUGAUUGUAUAGUUCCUAAUUUGUGUUGUGCUUCAAUCGCUCAUUUCAACAACUCUUAAUGAUACUCUCAUAAAACUAACAAAGUCGAACACAAACAAUUUGGAAACCUGUGGCGUUCUUGCAGGGUCACUCAUUAAUCAGAUCUUCUAUGUCAUAGCGCUUUUGUCAUCCCUAAAAAAGUGAAAUCUUUCUUUCUAAUAUGAUAUCAAGUCAUAACCUUUUGAAUUAUAUGCUCUGUAUUUGUUUACUGAAGUUUGUCAAUAUUUGCAUCAGUUUCUUAGUUUUUUAUGAGUUUGUUCUCUUUGAGUAUUUUAAAAAUAAUGCAGGAGGGGGUUUAACGUUCCGAGUGAAUAUGAGAAUAUAACGAUGGCAAGUGUGAAGAAAAAGCAAAACCAACUAGAAUUUCUCAUGCAUUGAUGGGAUCUCCGACUUUGGUUGUCUGGUUUGUCCUUGAAACAGGUUUUAUCCAAUUUUGCCUCAACAAAGUCAGAUUUAAGGUAACCUGUUUUUGUGUUGUAGAGAGGUUAGAAAGUGCACAGGAAAUCUAUAGGUUGAUCCCCAAAUUUUAUUGCUUCUUCAGGCAUAUGGCAUUAUCUUGGCUGUUUUCUGAAUGCAAAAAUCAAGAUUUCGAGUAUUAUCUUGCUUUUGAUCAUAACAGAUUCCAUGUCGACCCAUAUGGAAACGUGUUGUAUUAUCUUGCUGAUUCAGCCUCUCCUCUAGCUAGGAAUGUUCUUCAUUAGUUUCCUUCCCCCAGCACUGUCUUUGCGCAAACAGGCAUCGUUCUUCCGCAUCAGUCUCUCUUUGCUUUACACCUUCGGUCGAUAAUACUGUGUGAUUUAGAACGUUAUGGUAAUGUGUUUGAUAAGGGGACUCUGCAACAAAUCUGUGCAUAGUUAGGUGGGACAAGCUGAAAUGGACUUAUUAGAAGUUGAUCGUAAUACAAAGAUAAAAGAAGUUAUCUUUUCCACUUUUAUUAUAAAUGAUUUUGGGACGAUCAAUUUUGGUGGUGAUAUGAAGAUAAGUGAGAUUAUCUAUGUUUUAUGCUGAUUUAAAUUAAAAUUUACUUGUACUU
This is a messenger RNA of Cuscuta campestris, 1152 nucleotides long. Lineage: Eukaryota; Viridiplantae; Streptophyta; Magnoliopsida; Solanales; Convolvulaceae. The record is from the annotation of a GenBank genome assembly.